Pyrus x bretschneideri (Chinese white pear) is the source of this 1513-nucleotide messenger RNA. RefSeq names its product phosphatidylinositol/phosphatidylcholine transfer protein SFH1. Lineage: Eukaryota; Viridiplantae; Streptophyta; Magnoliopsida; Rosales; Rosaceae. Bases 248 to 1270 code for a protein of 340 amino acids. The record is from RefSeq and is a predicted model, not a curated record. The transcript has 11 exons.
UCUCCUCUCCCCUAUCCCCUUCUCCUUUCUCUCAAAGUUCUCUCCACCUUUAAACUUCUCUCUUUCUUUCUCCCUAGAUUUUGGUGAAUCAGUUUGAGUUUUUUGUAAUCUAGAGCACUGCAAAAAGUGAGAGGAGAGAGAGAGAGAAGAGGAGAGAGAAUCAGAGUGAAAGCCAACCCAGUUUUGGUUUUUCACAAUCUUGUGCCAAUUUGAGGCCUUUUUUGUUUAGAUCACUGUAAAGAGCAAAAUGGGUAUUGCCAAUCAAGAGGCGGUCAAGCAGUUUCAGAAGUUAAUGGAAGAAGUUGACGAGCCACUGAAGAAUACAUUUGAGAAUGUGCACCAGGGGUAUCCAAAUGAGACAUUAAUGCGUUUUCUUAAAGCUCGGGACAUGAAUGUGGGAAAAGCCCAUAAAAUGUUGCUCGACUGUUUACAAUGGAGGAUAGAAAGCGAAAUUGACAAUAUAUUGGCGAAACCAAUCAUCCCAAAUGAUUUGUACAGAGCAGUGCGAGAUUCGCAGCUUGUGGGAUUGUCAGGUUACUCAAAAAAGGGUCUUCCUGUCAUUGCUGUUGGUGUGGGGCAAAGCACAUUUGACAAAGCUUCUGUAAAUUACUAUGUCCAGUCUCACAUCCAAAUGAAUGAGUACAGAGAUCGUGUUGUAUUGCCUUCCGCAACAAAGAAGUAUGGACAGUAUAUUGGAACGUGUGUGAAGGUUUUGGAUAUGACUGGUUUAAGGCUCUCAGCACUUAACCAGAUAAAGCUUUUGACUGUUGUCUCUACAAUUGAUGACUUAAACUAUCCAGAGAAGACGGAUACAUACUAUAUCGUCAAUGUCCCAUACAUAUUUUCCGCCUGUUGGAAGGUUGUAAAGCCUCUUUUGCAAGAAAGAACAAGGAGGAAAAUCCAGGUUCUUCAAGGUUCUGGGAAAGACGAAUUACUGAAAAUCAUGGACUACGCAUCUCUCCCACAUUUUUGUAGAAAGGAGGGAUCUGGGUCCUCUCGGCAUUCUGACAACGGACACACUAACAAUUGUUUCUCCUUUGACCAUCCAUUCCAUCAAGAGCUCUACAAUUUCGUCAAGCAACAAGCGAGCUUGAGGGAGUCCAUUGCACCACUCAAGCAGGGAUCCUUCCAUGUUAAUUUUCCAGAGACGGACCCAGAACGUGCAGACAUUGCAAAGACCAUAGAAUCCGAGUUCCAAAAGUUCGGAAAUCAGAAUCAAAACGGGCUCGCCAAGUCACUAAGUGGCCUAAGAGUCAAUGGUGCUUCAUAAUUUUAUAGCACUUACUUAGCCAACUAGAUCCUACAUGACAAUGUAGCUAAACACUCUUCCUUUGCCAUGAGGCAGGAAUGUUCUAAAGUUAAUUUUAUGUAUCUGUGUAAUGCUUGCAUCGACUCGAUGCAGAUUUUUUAGUACGAACUAAUACUAAUAGGGCUGUAUCGCGGUUUUUGUUAAACUUUGCAAAACCGAUUAAAACCCGAGUUAUACUAAGAUUUUAUGAUGGGUUAUGUACUA